AUGGUUAAGUUUUACAUAGGAUCAUGUUUAAUUGCUAUUUCAACAUUUUUUACUACUAUAAAUGGACAAUUAGAUGCAUUUGCUUUACCAUCAGCAUCUAGAUAUGCAGCAAAACCAACUGUUCCACCAGAGUUAAGAGGUUACUUUGAACUUGAUGGUCAUGCUAGAGAAUUAAUGGAUACAUUAAUGGGUCCUAGACCAGGUGGUUAUUUUCCUGAAAAAACAUUUGAAAUUGCUUCAGCAAGACAACCAGGAAUGAGUGAAUCACCUCCACGUAUAAGUGGUGUUGAAAGAGCACUUGAAAAUUUUUUUAAAGGCUCUCCUAGUGAUGCAUCAGAUAUUCAAUUACCUCCUGGUUUUGGUCAAGGUUUUUCAUUAAAUAAUAAUGGUGUCCCAACUUCAUUUUCUAAUAAUAAAAAACCUCAGAUUAUUGAAAAAGAAGAAGAAAUUGAAGGUUCUGGAAUAGAACCAAAAUCAUCAAUUAAAGGUAUUCCAAAAGUUUUUCCAAAACUUCCUAAAGCACCAGUAUCUACACCUGAUAUAGAUCGCAAACCAGUAGUUAUGAAUAAACUUCCUCAACUUCCAAGAUUUGCUUCAUCACGUCCAGAAAUCCCUGAUGGUGGUUUUUCACCAACUUCUGAAAUUCGUCGUGCUCCUGUUAAUACUGAUCAAUUAUCAUCAACAGUUGUCAAAGAUUCUGAAUAUGGUAAAGCUGGUGAAGGAUUAUCAGAAGAACCUAAAUCAUCUGGUGGUUUAAUUGGAACGGUUUUAUCAUUAUUUGGUUUAAAUAAAGAUGGAAAACCAGCUGAUACUGAUACAGUUAAUAAAGCUUUAACUAAUCUUAUUGGUGGUAAUGAUUCACCUCUUCCAGCAAAAGAUAUGAUUAGUAGUGUAUUAUAUAAAGCUCUUACAAAUGGAUCAGUUCAAAAAAAUACAACUGUUGAUAAUAAUACAAAAGUAGAUGAUAAGAAAAAAACAGAAUUACCAAUUGAUUUAACAAAAAAUAGUUCUAUUCCAUUAACACUUUCAUCAUCACAACAAGCUGCUAUUAAUGAAAAUCUUGAAAUGAUUCAAAAUUUAAUUAUUCAACCAUCAUCACCACUAUGUAAUCCAAAACCUGUACCAGUUGAUGAUUUUAAUAUUGAUGCUUUUAUGGGACAAUGGUAUCAAGUUGUUUAUUCACCACCAAUAUCUUCAGGACCAUGUUCUAUGUUAGGGUAUAAAAAACUUGCUGAUGUUAAUAAUGGAGGUGUUGGUUCAAUAUUUGAAAUAUUUGAAUAUACAACUGAUGGUAGUCCAUAUGCUAAACCAAAAAUUUCAUCUGGUUAUGCUAUUGUUAAAGCAACUGGAGAACUUAUUUUUAGAACAUCAUCAAAUACUGAUGAUGUUAAUAUUCAUGUUAUUCAUAAUGGUCCAUUAAAUUCAAAUGGUGAGUACGAGUAUACUGUUCUUUCAGCCAACUGUAAUUAUCCAAUUUAUGUAUUUGCAAGAGAUCCUGUUAUUUAUAAACAAAAAUAUGAAAGUAUUGUUAACAGAAUUUUAGAAAAAAAAGGAAUGAUAAAUGGUUUUAGUAAACUUUUAAAUAUAGUUUCAUCUGUUGAUUCUAAUAUAUGUACAUUCCCACCAAGUCUUUUUAAUCUAAGAGGUUAA
This is a messenger RNA of Strongyloides ratti, 1650 nucleotides long. RefSeq names its product Calycin-like domain and Calycin domain-containing protein. NCBI's taxonomy places the organism in Eukaryota, Metazoa, Nematoda, Chromadorea, Rhabditida, Strongyloididae. The transcript is spliced from 2 exons. The record is from RefSeq and is a predicted model, not a curated record. Bases 1 to 1650 code for a protein of 549 amino acids.